Messenger RNA from Schistocerca gregaria, 491 nucleotides. RefSeq names its product 60S ribosomal protein L34-like. Gene Ontology annotation, cellular component: ribosome; cytosolic large ribosomal subunit. Gene Ontology annotation, biological process: translation; ribosome biogenesis. Lineage: Eukaryota; Metazoa; Arthropoda; Insecta; Orthoptera; Acrididae. Gene Ontology annotation, molecular function: structural constituent of ribosome. The coding region runs from base 101 to 466 and encodes 121 amino acids. The record is from RefSeq and is a predicted model, not a curated record. The transcript is spliced from 2 exons.
GUCAAGAUUACUUUUGGCCAUAAAUUCGUGCUUCUAUUUGUACCUCUGUAAGCACCAAAUAGAUCCUUCACCUGCUCCUUCGUAUAAUACCAAUUAACAGAUGGUACAACGUCUCACUCGUCGUAAUCGCCAUAGUUAUAAUACCAGGUCCAACAGACUAAAAGUCGUCAGGACACCCGGUAAUCGACUUGUUUACCAACGCCUCAAAAAAGUUGCCAAGGGCCCUUCCUGUGGUGAUUGUGGUGGCAAGAUACACGGAAUUCCUCAUCUUCGGCCGAUUGAAUACAAACGCUUACCUCGCCGAAAACGAACUGUUUCCCGUGCCUAUGGAGGAAGCAGAUGCUCUAAUUGCGUCCGUAAUCGUAUUAUCCGUGCGUUUUUAGUCGAAGAACAAAAGAUCGUAAAAAGCUUCCUUAAGGCAAAGAAGAAAGAAAAGCAAAUAAAGAAGCCUAAAAGCAAAAAGUAGACAAUAAACAACCCUAUCCACGAGA